Messenger RNA from Strongylus vulgaris, 279 nucleotides. The record is from the annotation of a GenBank genome assembly. NCBI's taxonomy places the organism in Eukaryota, Metazoa, Nematoda, Chromadorea, Rhabditida, Strongylidae.
AUGACAGCGGCGUUCGCGAGGUCCAGAUUUUACUCGUUAGCUGAGAAUUCAGCUGGUCCAUCCGUGCAACGAAGACGUCUGCUCAUCUGGUCGAUGGCCUCCCCCAAGGACGUUUUGCUUCGCGAGAAAUCCAUUCCAGAGUUCUUAGUGCCCAUGUGUCGUCUUUCUUCCCAUUAUAGACCAGCCCAUCGAUGCUUUGCCUUAGAGGCGUAUUCCGCUGGAUCGCGAAGACGAGACAUUGAUCUCGUAUCUGAACUGCGAAGCCCGACGAGAUGUUGA